Schistocerca americana (American grasshopper) is the source of this 1206-nucleotide messenger RNA. RefSeq names its product serine/threonine-protein phosphatase PGAM5, mitochondrial (gene Pgam5). NCBI's taxonomy places the organism in Eukaryota, Metazoa, Arthropoda, Insecta, Orthoptera, Acrididae. The transcript has 5 exons. The record is from RefSeq and is a predicted model, not a curated record. Gene Ontology annotation, biological process: positive regulation of mitochondrial fission. Gene Ontology annotation, cellular component: mitochondrion. The coding region runs from base 119 to 964 and encodes 281 amino acids.
UAAUCUUGAGAGUUUAUCAGGAAAGAUAUGCCAGGGAUAUAAACAAACCAACUGUGUGUGUGGGCAGGCACAUGGGAGAUAAGUUGUGCGAUUGAGAUUGGAUGUGUGGACAGUAAUUAUGGUUUCCGUUGCAAGGCUGAAGAAUUAUGUGAUUGCAGGUCUUAGCGCUUGUGGGGGUGCAGCUAUAGUAUACUAUGGACUUAUUUUCGAUAGAAACAGGAAACAGGCCUUGCAGGCAGCUUACACGGAUAAUUUUACACCAAGUGUUAAAUGGGACAAAAACUGGGAUAGGAUGGAGCCAACCUCACUUGUAAAAUCUUCCAAAGGGAAUUCAGAUGACAAUAGGUAUAACGAGGAGUUAGAGAAACAAAAGUCAACUGCUACACGUAAUUUAAUACUGAUACGUCAUGGUCAAUAUAACCUAUCUGGCGAAACGGACGCCGAAAGAGUUUUAACUGAACUUGGAAGGAAGCAAGCAGCUCUGACAGGGCAGAGAUUGAAGGAACUUGAUAUGCCUUAUACGUGUCUUAUUCGCUCCACAAUGGCACGAGCUGUGGAAACUGCAAAAAUUAUACAUAACUACUUGCCAGAUGUACCAGUGCAGGAUUGCAAUAUGCUGGAGGAGGGUGCGCCAAUACCACCGGAGCCACCAGUUGGACACUGGAAACCAGAAGUAUUUCAGUUUCAUCGUGAUGGUGCUCGAAUUGAGGGUGCAUUCAGGAAGUAUUUUCAUAGAGCCAAACCCAGUCAAACUUCGGACAGCUAUGAGAUCCUUGUCUGUCAUGCAAAUGUCAUUCGCUACUUUGUGUGCAGAGCACUGCAGUUUCCUCCUGAAGCUUGGUUGCGUCUGAGCCUGAACCAUGCAAGUAUUACAUGGAUUGUCAUCCGUCCCAGCGGAUUUGUUUACUUACGUUCUCUUGGUGACACCGGUCACAUGCCUGCAGCAGACAUUACAUCCACAUAAACUUUGAGAGGAGAAACUAGUUUUUUUAAGUGGAGUUGAUUAUUGUUGCUAUUUUUGGACUGAGCACAACUGUGGAAAAAAUAUGAUGUGUACUUUUGAUCUGUUUGCUGUGUAAUUAGAUUGUGUGAAGUGACAUUUUUUGUGUGUGUGAUAACCAGCUUUUUAAGGAAUCUUCAGACAUUUAGUGCCUGUUGUAGGGAAAUUUUUUGGGUUAUUAACAGAAAUGAGACUUCCACCUUCUA